AUGGAGAAUGAUGACGACGUAUAUGACGAAUUCGGAAACUAUAUUGGAGAAGGGUCAGAGCCAGAGGAAGAUACGACUAAUGGUGAGACAUAUACAUCAAACAAUAAGGAUGCCAUAGAAACUGAUCCAGAAGAAAAUGAAUUCUCCCAUCAAGCAAUAGUGAAGUCCUCCAUCCCAGCAAACGACUCGGAAAUAAUUUAUGUACAACAAACUCAACCAGACUCAGUCGAUGAGCCAAUUAUUAAACCUGAAUCCAUAGAACGAACGAAAAUAACAAUAGAUGAAAAAAAUCUACCACCUACCACCUACACCGUAGAAUCAAUUGUUGAGGUCAUGCAUGACAAACCAGAAAGAAUAAGGAACUUUGCAAUAGUUGGAGGAAUACAUACUGGUAAAACAUGUUUAAUUGAUCAAUUCAUAAACAAAACUCAUCCCACUAUUAAUAAUCAAAAAUCAAAUAAUCAUAAGUUCAUGAGACCAUUGAGAUAUAUGGAUUCGUAUAAAAUUGAAAUUGAAAGGGAAAGUACGAUCAGAACUAAAGAUGUGACACUACUAUUAAAUGAUUCAGAAAACCAAUCGUAUUUAUUUAAUAUUUUAGAUACUCCCGGUCAUAUUGAUUUCAAUGAUGAAACCAUUGCAGGAUUAGAAUUAAGCGACGGUGCUGUGUUAGUUCUUGAUGUACUUGAAGGCCUUACCUUGAGAGAUCAAAUUAGAUUAGACGAGAUUUUAAAAAGGAAUCUAUCGCUAGUUCUUGUCAUUAAUAAGAUUGAUAGAUUGAUCCUAGAAUUAAAAUUACCUCCAAAAGAUUCAUAUCUAAAAAUUUUCAACGUAAUAGACGACGUCAAUGAUUACAUUUUAAACAAUGAGUACCGCAACAAACACAAUCAUGUUGCACCAUUAUCACCCUUGGACGAAAACGUUAUAUUUGCAUCAUCCAACUUUGGCAUCUCAUUCACCUUGAGGAGCUUUUUGAAACUUUAUAAGCAUAGAUUGCCAAAAGGGAAAGAGAAUGAGUUCAUUAAAAAAUUGUGGGGGGAUUUUUAUUUCAAUUAUGAAACUAGCUCGAUUGUUACAAAUUCAGAAGGAGGUAAAUAUCAAAGAACGUUUGUUACUUUCGUUUUAGAUGCAAUUUACCAAACGGCUAUUUACACCUUAACUUCAGAGCCGUCCGACCAUAAAAAACUAGCCACCAUUUUAUGGGAAAAUUUUAGAAUUGGACUACCAAAAGCAGAGUACAAGAAGGACAUCAAGAUUUUAUUAAAAACAGUCUUCAGUACAAUUUUUGCAAAAGAUUCUGGUUUUGUUGAUUCAAUAAAAAAGUCAAUCUCCGCUCCGAAUAUAACGCCAUUAGAAAAGAACACCCCGAUGUUGGGGAAAGUGACAAAAUUAGUUGAUUCAACAGACGGUCAAAGCUUUUUGGGUUUAACUAGACUUUAUACUGGUAGGUUGAAGGUAGGAGAUACUGUAAAGGUAUGUAUUGAAGAUGUAAAUGAUGAAACAAAUCAAUUUAUUUACAAAGAUGAAAUUAUUAAAGGUUUGUACAUACCUGUUGGAAGGUACAAUUUACCAGUUGAGGAGAUUAGAUCAAGCACAACUCUUUUGAUUGAAGGAAUUGACUCCAUCAUAAAGAAAGGAGCCACAAUAAUAUCUCCAAAUAACUUGAAAGAUACAGUUUUCAAAUUACCAAACUACGACAUUACUUCAGUACUAAAAGUUGCAAUUGAACCAAUGAACCCCAUGGAUCGACCGCGCUUACUCAAAGGUUUAAACAACAUAUCAAAAGCCUACCUCUCAUCAGUUAUCAGGGUUGAAGAAAAUGGAGAAAACAAUAUUUAUGCACCGGGUGAAUUUUACAUGGAUUGUGUGUUGAACGACUUAAGGUUUUACAAUAAUAAUAAUCUUAAAAUCAAAGUAAGUGAUCCCAUGACCAAAUUUUCCGAAACAUGUCAAGAAACUUCAUUCACUUAUAUUCCAAUCACGGCAAAUAAUAAAAGUUUGGACAUUGCAAUUGUAGCAGAACCAAUGAGUGAUCCAAAUAUAAGUUACGAAAUUGAAAAGGGUACAGUAAAUGAGCAACAAUCUAGAAAAGAAAUGUCAAUGAUAUUGAAUCACAAUCAUAAAUGGGAUUUGAAAAGCUCGAGAUCAGUAUGGUCCUUCGGACCGAAUGAUUUAAUUGGUCCAGACAUAUUGAUGGAAGAUCUUGAUGAAACGACUUUAAAUAAUGAACAAUUGAAAAAAAUUAGUCUAAUCAAGAACUCAAUAAUUAGAGGGUUCAAAUGGGCAACAAAUGAGGGACCUUUAAUUAAUGAACCAAUACGAAACACCAUGUUCAAGUUAGUGCAUAUAAAUUUUGACAGCAAUGAAGAUUCCGAUCUUAAUCCUGCCCAAAUUAUACCAUUAGUUCGAAGGUCUUGCUUUAUAGCUUUAUUAACAGCAAAACCAAAGUUGAUGGAACCAAUCAAUAAAUUUGAAUUUAUUUGUUUUUAUAAAGCCAUUCAUGUUAUUAAGAAAAUUUUAGGAGAAAGAAGAGGAUGGGUAACAAGUCAGAUUGGAAUAGAGGGAACACCAUUGUAUAAAUUACAAGGUUUCAUUCCUGUCAUAGAUAGUUUUGGAUUUCAUUCAGAUUUGAAAUUAUAUUCUGCUAAUAAGAUCAAAACUAGUAUGAUUUUCAGCCAUUGGGAGUUGGUGCCUGGCGACAUUUACGAUUUUGAAGCGGAAUUACCACAUUUGAAACCAGCUCCUAUAAAUUCAUUGUCUCGUGAUUUUUUAAUGAAAACUAGAAGAAGAAAAGAUUUAACUGGUGAACCAACUUUACAAAAAUAUAUUGACAUGGAAAUUUAUGAGAAAUUGAAAUCAAAGGGUUUAGCUGUAUGA
Messenger RNA from Lodderomyces pseudojiufengensis, 2874 nucleotides. RefSeq names its product U5 snRNP GTPase (gene SNU114). The record is from RefSeq and is a predicted model, not a curated record. Gene Ontology annotation, cellular component: U4/U6 x U5 tri-snRNP complex; U2-type catalytic step 2 spliceosome; cytosol. The coding region runs from base 1 to 2874 and encodes 957 amino acids. Gene Ontology annotation, biological process: mRNA splicing, via spliceosome. The transcript has a single exon. Gene Ontology annotation, molecular function: translation elongation factor activity; GTPase activity; U5 snRNA binding. NCBI's taxonomy places the organism in Eukaryota, Fungi, Ascomycota, Pichiomycetes, Serinales, Debaryomycetaceae.